Molecule: messenger RNA, 2649 nt
Organism: Andrographis paniculata
Lineage: Eukaryota; Viridiplantae; Streptophyta; Magnoliopsida; Lamiales; Acanthaceae
Product: HIPL1 protein-like
Exons: 7
Coding region: 377-2479 (700 amino acids)
Source: RefSeq, a predicted model, not a curated record
UGUUUCAUAUAAACAAGCGCCUAAAUUGCAGUCAACAUUCGACCCCACUGCAUCAUAUUUACACGCUUCUCCGGAGCUUCCAGGCUGGUUUUGUUCUCGCUCCUCACAACUACCCAAUAUUUAAUUUUGUGAAUUGAUGAUGCCAAGUCAACAAUGGGGACUGCCUGUACCUGUACCAAGUUGCUGGCGUGAUUUAUGCGUUCACAACGGAGAUCCUCAGAAGAAAUACUUACGUUUACGAAUAAUCAGUUUUGAUUUGAUCAAAACGGGGGACUUUUUUGUGUUUUCUCGUCAAUCUUAGGUUUUUGUCAAUGUAGUUGAAAAGUGGGGGGUUUUGUACUGUUUAACCUUUCUCUUCGAUUUCGAUGAAUUCGGGAUGGCGGGAGGUGGUGAUUGCGUUGGUUUCAUUUUGUUGUUGAUGCUGCUGCUGCAAUUUGUUGAUCGCUUUUGUGCUCUGCCGCUGUGCUCUGAUUCAAGAGCACCUUUUACUCCGAGGUCUCGUCUGCAGUUCUGUCCCUACAAUGGCGGCAUCAGGUGCUGCAACUACGCUGCAGAUUCACGUUUGAAAAAGCAGUUUGAAGCAAUGAAUAUUUCGAACUCCGACUGUGGGUCUCUUCUGAAAUCAAUCCUUUGCGCCAGGUGUGAUCCAUUUUCGGCUGAGCUUUUUAGAGUUGAUUCUGGUCGUCGGCAAGUUCCUGUCUUGUGUAACUCUACAAUUGCGCCAAAUUCAACACAAUCUAACCAAGCUGCAGAUAACUUCUGCCUCAAAGUAUGGACUUCCUGCAAAGAUGUGUCUAUUUUGAAUUCGCCUUUCGCUGCAUCACUAAGAGGUGGAGCUGGAGCACCGAUAGACUCAAAUUCGACGAAGCUGUCCGAUCUCUGGGAAUCACAAACAAAUUUCUGUGAUGCUUUUGGUGGUGGAUCUGAUGAUGGAUCAGUAUGCUUCAAUGGUGCACCUGUGACCCUGAAUGAUACUAGAACUUCAACCCCUCCGAGUGGUAUGUGCCUUGAGAAAAUAAGUAACGGAUCCUUCCUGAACAUGGUUGCUCAUCCUGAUGGUUCAAACCGUGCCUUCUUCUCGAGCCAGCAAGGCAGUAUUUUCUUGGCAACGAUUCCUAAGGAGGGGUCAGGGGGGCUUUUGGAAAUUGAUGAGGCUAAACCUUUUCUAGACCUAACCAAUGAAGUUCAUUUUGAUACCGAAUUUGGGCUGUUGGGAAUUGCAUUUCAUCCAAAAUUCACUGAAAAUGGUCGAUUUUUUGCUUCCUUCAACUGUGAUAAGGCUAAGUGGCCCCCCUGUGCCGGCAGAUGUGCUUGUAACCCUGACGUGAACUGUGACCCUGCAAAACUACCUCCAGACAAUGGUGCGCAGCCUUGUCAAUAUAACAGUGUUAUAGCAGAGUUUUCUACUAAUGGUACAGGAUCCCAGCCGGCCUUGGCAACAAGUGGUAACCCUUCAGAGGUAAGAAGGAUAUUCACCAUGGGGCUUCCAUUUACAGCACACCAUGGGGGUCAGAUUCUUUUUGGACCACGAGAUGGCUAUUUAUACUUUAUGAUGGGAGAUGGUGGGGGUCAAGGUGAUCCUUACAAUUUUGCACAAAACAAGAAAUCCUUACUCGGAAAGAUCAUGAGGUUUGACAUUGAUAGCGUACCAAGUGCAGCUGAAAUCAAUCAGCUUGGUCUGUGGGGAAACUAUUCUAUACCCAAAGACAACCCAUAUACACUAGAUAAAGCUUUGCUUAAAGAGAUAUGGGCUCUUGGACUACGAAAUCCUUGGCGCUGCAGUUUUGAUUCUGCAAGGCCGUCGUAUUUCAUGUGUGCAGAUGUAGGACAGAAUCAAUAUGAAGAGGUGGAUUUGAUCAGCAAGGGUGGAAAUUACGGAUGGCGUGUUUAUGAGGGUUAUGAACCCUAUACUCCUCCUGAGUCCCCGGGUGGAAAUACUACACUCAACUUGAUAAGGCCAAUUUUUCCUGUCAUGGGAUAUAAUCACUCUGACGUGAAGUCUAAUGAAGCUUCAGCAUCGAUCACUGGUGGCUACUUUUAUCGAUCUAUGACGGAUCCUUGUAUGCAUGGAAGCUAUUUGUUCGCGGAUCUUUAUGCAGGCGCUAUAUGGGCAGGCGUCGAAAAUCCCAGGGGCAGUGGGAAAUUCAACGCGAGCAAGAUUCCAUUCAGUUGUGCAUCAGACUCGCCCUUAAGCUGUGGGGUUGCCCGCGGCAGCCAAAUGGCCGACUUGAGUUUCAUAUUUUCAUUCGGAGAAGACAACGAGAAGAAUGUUUACAUCCUAACCUAUAAUGGAGUGUACAGAAUUGUAAGUCCGAGUCGUUGCAACUACACAUGUACAAAGGAAGAUGCAUCAUCCUUGGGUAGACGGCCCCCCCCGGAUUCGGCCCCUCCUUCGAAGGCGAGCGUGUUGAUGUCGCGAUCAGGUCCGGUUACCGCUUUACUUAUGAUGAUUUCAGUUUUGUGUAGUUUAUUGCAAUGAGUUGAAUGGUAGAUGAUGUUGAAAUAUGUCUUGUUUCUUGUUUAUUGGGGGAAAUAUUGUGUGUGUUUUAGUUUCCAUUCAAGAUCAAAGAUGAGUUCUUUUUGCCAUUGGCACAUGUAUAAAUGACAAUGUACCAUUUUUCAUGUCAUUAAUGCUCAAAAUUUUAGCGA